Messenger RNA from Lates calcarifer (barramundi perch), 5939 nucleotides. It is a transcript of the gene mapkbp1, whose product is annotated as mitogen-activated protein kinase binding protein 1. Gene Ontology annotation, molecular function: protein binding. NCBI's taxonomy places the organism in Eukaryota, Metazoa, Chordata, Actinopteri, Centropomidae. The coding region runs from base 313 to 5184 and encodes 1623 amino acids. The transcript has 32 exons. The record is from RefSeq and is a predicted model, not a curated record.
UCGGUGUGAUGCCGCAUGCGGUCUUGACGCUGGCGGUACGUCAGGAUCAGUCCGGUUUGGCUCGUGUCGAAUCUGCUGCGUCUCUCGGUUCUUCGCUGCGGCGGAGAAAUAAGAUGCGGAGCAGCGACGGAACCGGAGCCUUUGACCCUGAUCAGUCCAGAACCAGACCCAGAGCCAGGCUAGCUGAACCCUCCGGCCCGGCGCGGCUCUACUUGCGGACGGCAUGACCGCAGCGGCGGCGGCGGCGGUGGCGGAGAGAGAGCCAGAGUCCAGCCGCUGAGAGAGGCAGUUAGCCGGGCAGCUAACAGCGCGAUGACCGCAGAGGGAAGCGGCACGAUCCGCAGCCGCAUCAAGAACCUGCUGCGCUCCCCGUCCAUCAAACUGAGGAGGAGGAGCGGCGCCGCGCGGCACAAAGAAGACCUCGGCGACAAGGUGACCUUGGAGAAGGUUCUGGGUAUCACGGCUCCAGGGAACCGAGCGCUGGCCUGCGACUCUCGGACUGGACUGUUGGCGUAUCCUGCAGGGUGUGUUGUCGUCCUGCUGAAUCCUCGGAAGAACAAACAGCAUCACAUCUUCAACAGCUCCAGGAAGGCGAUCACCACAUUAGCGUUUUCUCCAGAUGGGAAAUAUGUGGUUACAGGAGAGAGCGGUCACAUGCCGGCAGUCCGGGUCUGGGAUGUGUCAGAGCGUCUUCAGGUCUCUGAGCUGCAGGAACAUAAAUAUGGCGUCUCUUGUGUGGCAUUUUCUCCAAACGGAAAAUACAUCGUCAGUGUUGGAUAUCAACACGACAUGAUGGUCAAUGUUUGGAACUGGAAGAAAAAUGUCGUCGUCGCUGCCAAUAAAGUUUCUAGUAAAGUGACGGCCGUCUCCUUCUCAGACGACAGCUCCUACUUUGUUACUGCCGGCAACCGCCACGUCAAGUUCUGGUACCUGGAUCACGCCAAGACCUCCAAGGUGAACGCCACCGUCCCUCUGCUGGGGCGUUCAGGGCUGUUGGGAGAACUCAGGAACAACUUCUUCAGUGACGUGGCAUGUGGGCGGGGCCGACAGGCAUCCUCCACCUUCUGCAUCACCUCCUCUGGUCUCCUGUGUGAGUUCAACGACCGACGCCUCCUCGACAAGUGGGUGGAGCUCCGGAGAGUCGACUCUGCCUCAACGUCUCAGGCCACCUGUCUGUCCGUCACAGAUGAGUUGAUCUUCUGUGGUUGUUCUGAUGGGACAGUUCGAGCUUUCAGCCCCCUCAACCUGCACUUCCUCUGCACUCUGCCCCGCCCACACUCCCUGGGAGCUGACAUCGCCAGUAUGGUGGACGCCAGUCAGCUGUUCUCCUGCAGGUCAGAGGCUCGAUACCCAGACACAGUGGCGGUGACCUACGACCCCACCAACCGCUGGCUGUCCUGCGUCUACAACGACCACAGUGUUUACGUCUGGGAUGUCAGAGACCUCAGAGACCCUCGUAGGCCGGGAAAACUGUACUCAGCCCUCUACCACUCGUCCUGUGUGUGGAGUCUGGAGGUGUACCCAGCAGGAGGAGGAGGAGGAGGAGGUGAGGUGCAUCUCCCCCCCGGCUCCUUCCUGUCCUGCUCCUCAGACAAUACGAUCCGACUGUGGAACAUUGAUGGACACAACGUUCUGAACAGGAACAUCCUGAGUCACGACCUGCAGAAGGUCAUUUACGUUGAUGAUAACAUAGCGACGCUCCUGGACACAGAGAGCGUCACCAUAGCCGGCGGCAACGCAGAGAAGGCGGGGUCAUCGGGCUCAGAGGGGCAGCAGACCGACCAGAGCAGGGCGGGCAUUAGGACACUGAGAGUCAGUCCUGAUGGACAACACCUGGCUUCUGGAGAUCGCAUGGGGGUCCUCAGGAUCCAUGAUCUGGACAGUAUGGAGGAGAUCCUGAACGUUCAGGCUCACGACUCAGAGAUCCUCUGCCUCGAGUUCUCCAAACCAGACACCGGUCUGCAGUUACUGGCCACAGCCAGUCGGGAUCGUCUGAUCCACGUCCUGGACGCAGGCAGAGAGUACAGUCUGGUCCAGACUCUGGAUGAACACUCAUCUUCCAUCACAGCCGUCAGGUUUGCCGCCAAUGAGGGGAAAGUGAGGAUGAUCAGCUGUGGAGCCGAUAAGAGUGUCUACUUCCGCACUGCUCAGCAGGUGGAGGGGGGGCUGGAGUUCACUCGGACUCAUCACGUGGUCAGGAAGACGACUCUGUACGACAUGGAUGUGGAACCGACCAGGAAGUACGCAGCAGUGGGCUGUCAAGACCGCAGCAUCAGGAUCUUUAACAUCAGUAACGGGAAACAGAAGAAGUUGUAUAAAGGUUCUCAGGGAGAGGACGGCACGCUCAUCAAGGUGCAGAUCGACCCAUCAGGUCUCUACAUCGCCACCUCCUGUUCAGACAAGAACAUCAGCAUCUUCGACUUCUACUCUGGAGAGUGUGUGGCCUCCAUGUUCGGACACUCAGAGAUCGUCACAGGUCUGAAGUUCAGCAGUGACUGCAGAUACCUGAUCACCGUCUCUGGAGACAGCUGUAUCUUCGUGUGGCGUCUCAGUCCAGAGUUGACCAUCAGGAUGAGGCAGAGACUCUCUGAUCUCCAACCUCCUGCCUCCACUCACAGCUCCCAGAAUGCACCUCAGCAGAGAGUGGUGACCCUCAGCAGGGAGGUGUCGUCUCCUCGCGUCGUCACCAUGUCAUCUGACAGCGACAAAGAGGAGGAGGAGGAAGAGGAGCUCAGCUGUCCUUAUAUGGUCACAGCAGGAAACCUGGAGGAGGAGAUAGAUGAAAAGAUGAACUCUGAUCUCUGCAGAGACGACGGGAAGGAAGUGUCGGGGGGUCGACUCCCCCGCCGCCGCUGGUCCAGGAGGACGGGCGGCGCUGAUGGUGUCCUGAUGGUGAAGUCCAUGUUGGACCUGAGACUGCUGGACUCGUACUGUCCUGACAGACAGGAGGAGCAGGGCGGGGGGCAGGAGGAGAUGAAGACCCACCCCCUUGAUGUUAGCCCCACCCCCUGCAAUAUGAGGGAGAGGAGUCAUGGUGUGGAGGCCGGGCUUCGCAGGACCAGUCAGGAGCUGGGGAGCACCAUCAGUCUGCAGGUCACCUCAGCAUGGGUGGAGGGCAACGAGGCGAGGACCAGUCAGAGGCCAGACUUCAUCCUCCUGUCCAAUCAGAGCCCAGACAGGGAGGAUCCAGUGCUGUAUCCUGACCAAUGGGAGGACAGAGUGAGCCUGGCAGGCAGUGAGUUCCAGGUGAAGGAGGCGGGUCCUGCCGCUGCAGGUGGACGACAGGACAAACCCAGUCCAGACAGCGGCUGCUCACUGGGAUUCAGCUCCAGACUGUCCAGUCCAGACAGACCUGCAGGAGACGACUCUGAGCCCACUGAGCCUCUCAGUGUGGACGGAAACUCGUCUGAGCUGGAGAUAGAGGAGGAGGAUGACGAGGACGGAGGAAGAGGUGCAGGUGCAGGUGGAGUGUCUAAGCAGGUUCCUCAGACUCCGGAUCAGGAAGCUUUCCUGAAGGAGCACUUUGUCACCCUGGCUGACCUCUCAGCCUCAGGAAGUCCAAGCAGAGCGUCUCACAGCUCCAGUGAGAGUCUCAGCAUCUCCUCCAGGUUUCUGUCCCAGAAUCCAGCUGGAAGUCGGGCCGUGUUGCCCCUCCCAUCUCGGACCAGUGGGGGAGGUGGGGGAGGAGGAGCAGGGGAGGCGAAGGCCCGUCCGCUGGUCUCUGAGGUCCGACCUCUGAUGGAACAGAACCAGAACAGGACCCAAGACAGGAGGGUCUCAUGGAACCAGGACCAAAUCCAGAGUCAGGACCAGACCUCGUCACUUCAGAACCAGAUCCAGAACCAGAACAACACCAACCUGGACCAAGCUCAGCCUUCUCAGGUCAGGAACCAGAUCCAGCAAGGCACAGGUCAGCUCCAUAGCCGGGCUGAGGGCGAGGAGGCCUCCUUGGCUCUGCAGGCCCACCGGCCCUCUCCUCUGAAGAAGAAAGCUCAAACAGCUUUGGAGUCCAAGAGGAACCUGGGCCCGACGGCCCGGGCUGUUGCCUCCCAUCUGAACUCCUCCUGUGGACUCCGGAAGGCUCAGUCAGUCCACAGCCUGCUGAGUGACACAGGUGACCCCUCUCUCUCCCAGUUGACCUCUCGUCCGUCCAGAGAGAUCCCCCCUCAGCUACUCCUCCCCCCUCAGCGUCCCACCACCCUUCCCUCCUCCCCCAGACGUCCCCCCUCAUCCAUGUCUCUGCCCCCUCAAAGACCCAGCCCCGCCUCCCCCAGGUCCCCCCAGCAGGAAACAGCGGUCACUCCGUCUGCUGCCGCCACACCAAGGAAGUCUUCAUCCUCGUCCUCGACUCCGUCAGCACCACGCUCCUACAUGAGUCCCACCGCCAGCUCCAUGGCCAAGAUGUCCCGCUCCGUCUCCGUGGGCGAUGGCCUCAACAUCGAAGAACCCGCCGAGGAUCCCGCAGUGACAUUGUCGUCGUCGUCAGCGGUAACCACCUCCUCUCAGGUCAAAGAGACUCCACCUCCUCUGGUUGCCAUGGUACCCUCCAACACAGCUCUGGCCACGCCUCCCCACGCCACCGUCGUCCCUGUUGUCGCCGCUGCCUCCUCGUCUUCUGGUAACCAGGCAGCCAACCCCUCUCGCAGUCUCCAGGCUCGGGUUCCCGCCAGCAGCAGACCACUCCCUGACAAACCCUCCCUCGCCUCCUUCACGCCAUCAUCCAAGACCGCCGCCACCUCUUCGUCUUCCACGUCUCGGCCUCCUCCGGUCUCUGUCUCCCCCCUGACUCCCCCCCAACAGGAGGAGGAGCCUCAGACUCCUGCAGGAAGCGGUGCAGAGCAGAGGGAUGACACAGACCAGCCAAUCAGUGUGGAGACCUGCAGAGCUCUGACCAAUGAGCUGCAGAGCUGCUUUAAGAGAGCCACACACCUGUACAGGAAGGUGAGCGGCUCCUCCACCGAUGACUCCACCCCUUACCAGCGGCAGAUGGCUGUCCUCCUAUCAGACGCCUUCCAGGCCAUGAGGGCGGAGCUAGACUCCCUGCCGCUCGGAGAGCCGAGCAUGCUGGGAGGAGAGGGAGGUUUGGGAGGAGUGGGGGAGGUGAAGACGGCGGCUUUGCUGGAGGAGUACUCCCUGCUCCUCCUGCAGGCUGUCCACCGGAGGAUCAACACCACCUCCUCCUGAUCUAACUUCUUCAUGUCUUCCCUCUCCUCCUCCUCUUCUUCAUCUCCUCCUCCUCCCUCUUCUCCUCUUCUUCACCACCACCUCCUCCUCCUUUUUUCCUCCUCCUCUCAUCAUUUUCUCUCUUUCUUCUCUUUUCCUUCUCCUCCUCCUCUGCUCUAAAUCCACCAUCUCCUCCUCCUCCUCCUCUCUCUCUCUGUCUUCUGUCUUGUUUUUUAUCCUUCCUCCUUCUUGUCUUCACAGACGAGGGAUCUGAAGCCAUUUUGAUUUUUAUUCUGAAAACACUUUGAAUCAUUCGACUCUUUUAUAAAAGUUUUUUCAGACUUGAGGUUUCGACUCCUUUUCAUUCCUUAAAGUUCAGAUUGAGCAAAUGGCAGCUUCGGUGUCCCGUCAAUCUGAAGGAUUGUUUGGAUUGGAUUGAUUAUUGAUUAUUGUUGUAAACAUUGAUGUUAGACUGUAAAGACUUUUUAACGCAGAAAACAGCAAUAUGAGACUUCCUGUCACAGUUUGAACAGACUUUAUUUUUCAGUUGUUUGAUGUAAAUUUUCUUCCCUGGUUAACAGAGACUUCCCGUCGUCACACUACUGACUCACCUGUCCUCACCUGACACUGACAGGAAACUCUGAUGGUUUUAGUCUUCACCUGUUUCUAAUGUUGGUUUUUAUAAUUGUUCUUAGAGAAACUCUUCAGGGUUUGUUGGUUUCUAACCGGUCAACGUUUGUGUUUUUGUCUAACUUUAAUAAAAGUUUGAGACUUGU